UUUGUACGAAUGAUGGUAUGUGCUCAUCAUUUCCCCUAAAAUUAUGUUGUUUAUGGAUGACUGUUCAUGGAUAUCAGCAAAUUAAUUAUUGAAAUACGCAUUUCUUCAACAAAAAUGGAAGAAGAGUCAUGUUUAGUCUGUAAAUUGGACUUUGGACUCAUCGAAAGGAAGCCAUACAUUUUGUUUUGUUGUGCAAAAACUAUAUGUAGCCAUUGCUUGUUUAAAUUUUUUGAAAAUGAAGAAAUUGACAAAAGGUGUCCAAACUGUAGAAAAGAUUUGCCCGAAGCUCUAGAAAAUUUUAAUUUAAACGAAAUCAUCAUUGAGGCAUUGAAAUUUGAACAAUUCGGAGAGGUGAGCUGUGAGCAGUGUACAGAAGGCAAUGUCCAGAGAGCAGUGAAAAUGUGCAAGGAGUGCGGAUUGAUAUGCAGAAAAUGUUUAAGUUGUCACGAUCACAUGAAAAUCUUCCGCGGUCAUAAUUUAAGCCCCAUACCGCUGAAUAAAUGGUCAGACAAUCUACAAAUGGCCUUUAGAGCCCCUUUGUUUUGUGAAAAGCACGACCAGAAACUUGAAUCUUUCUGUAGGCAUUGCGGGGUAGCUGCUUGCCAAGAAUGUCUUGAAAUUUCUCAUAUUGAUUGUCGACCCAUGAUUUAUCCAAUAGAUGAUGAAUUCACGAAUGUAGUACAAUCUCUUAGAGAUGAUUUGCAUCAGAUCGAUUUAAAUAAAAUAAAAUCCUGCAAAAAAUUAAAGGAAACACAAGAACGCCAGCUAAUGGAUACAGAUAGGGAAAUACAAGCCUUAAAGGAGCAGUGUCUGAGUACAUUGAACAAUAAUUUUGACGCAGUGAGAAAAGGAUUCCAGCUCAAAAUGCAAAAAUUUGUAGAAAGUAGCAAUAAUACAAUGAAGCAAUUGGAAAAGCUGAAAAAUCGCCACGCAGAUCUGUUAAAUUUUCUAGAAAGGGCGCCAUCACUGCACAACAAAGGCGGAUUUUUGCAAUUUACAAAAAAAGUAAAAGAUAGCAUUCAGCAUCUGAGCAAAAAUUUGGAGGAGGUAGACAAGAUUGAAGUAAUUGACUACCUUAGCCUGACAAAAGACAUUUUCAGAGAAUUACAAUUAGCAGUUGGCGAGGACUCGUCAGUUGAUUUUGCGUUAGAUGUUGCUGAGAGCGACAAUUCUUAUCCUUCAAUUUUAAACAUUUUGAAGGAAUACCGUCACUCAAAAAGAGGGAAGGAAACAGGCAUUCAUACAGUGGGAAUGUUUUCUGGACAACAUCCUCUUUAUCGUGUGACGUUUGGACUGGACACGUUUCCACGGUUCGAAUAUCAUUUGGAACUGGUCCAAAAACUAAUUGACCAUGAAGAAUCAGUGGACAGUGAAGUUAUUACACCUGAUCUACAUGAAGCUCUUCCUGCUGCAAUUUUGGUCGCUGGAAGGGUUACAACAGACAACUUAGAACUUCUGAAACCUCUGAAUGCUGAUAAAGUUGAUGAAAACGAAUUCCCAUUGUCAGAGGGACUGAGUCAUGCUACAUUGAUUUAUUUUAUUGGUUUCGAUGGUGCAGAAAACAGAAACCAAAGUGUAGCACAGGAAGAAAUUAUCAAAAGCUCAAAAUGGUGUGUGUUCGUAACAUCGGAGUCUGAAUUAGGAGAGGAUUACUCGAGGCUAAAGGAAGACGGGUGUUUCUCGGUUGUUUCCUAUGAAGCAGAUGCAAUAUGGGAUAAUCUGACUUCAGCACUAGAGCUUUCUCUAAUAGAGUAUCUUAACAAAAAGAGGAAAGGACAAGCAGAUAGUGAAGCCAUAAUUACACGAAUGCAAAAAUGCUCGUCCUUUCCUGUGGUUAAGGCUGGGCAAAAGUCAAGAGAAAUUCCAAAGGAAAUUAGUAUCAUCUUGGAAAGGUUUAAAAAACACAUUGUCAAAUAUGGCUUUCAUUUUGAAGAUUUUCGAGUGAUUGUGGAUGACUGUUACGAAUCUGAUAUAAAAAAUGAAUUUGAAAAAGUGACUUCAACAGAUUUUUGUAAAAUUGUUGUAAUAUCUGAACAAAAUUUAAAAGAGGAAAUCAAACCUUUUGCCAUCUCCCAAGCUCAGGGGAUGAAACUGUAUCCCUCACUGUCCGAGCACAAUUAUGGGACUCUCGGCUGCCUAGCAAUACUGAACAAGGAAAAGGUGGUUGCAUUAUCAUGCAGACAUGUGUGCAUAGAGAACAAUACGGUAUAUAUAGAAAAUGAAUCAGGUGAGCGAAUAGCUGUAGGAAAGUGUCUUCAUAAUCCAAAAGGAGAAAUUCAAACAAUUCAAAGCGAUCUAGCAAUUGUAGAAGUAGAUGAAGAUGUAGAAAAGUCUUUUCCCAGUAAAGGACUCCUGAAUCACAAGAAAAAACCAACAAAAGCUGAGGUAUCUCCUCUAGACAACAGUCUGAAGUUCAUUGACGACAUCGUUCAUAAGCUAGGUGCAUCAUCAAAAUGGACACAAGGUAAAAUUGUGUCCUCUGAAAUCAUCGGCAAUGUACACGGUAUUAUCGCAGUGAAGGGGAUGAAUGAUGAAGAGUUCGGUAAACCGGGGGACUCUGGCUCCAUAGUGUUUCGAGAAUCGUUCAGUACGAGGGAGAGAAAGCUGGAAGUCAUAGCUGUACUUACCGCUGGUAGAUACGAGGCCAGAUCUGACUCAGUGGAGGAAGAGAAAGAAGAAAAACAGAAGUUAAAUCUGGUCGUAUGCUCGCCUUUUAAAAAUGCUUUUGACAUUUUAAAGAGAAAUGACCCAUCUUUGGAAUCCAUCACUUUUUUCAAUGAUUGACGUCUGUCAUGAAAUACUAUGUUGUUCACAAAAAAGUACAAGUAAAACCUAUUAUUUUAGACUAAUGAUGCCUCUAAAUAGAAUAGUGUAGGUAUGUUAAUGCUUUCAAACUAUUUAACUAUUUAAAAUAUGUUUGAAUAAAACUUGGAACAAUUCACAGAAA
This is a messenger RNA of Saccostrea cuccullata (small rock oyster), 2947 nucleotides long. RefSeq lists its product as uncharacterized. The transcript has 7 exons. Bases 67 to 2784 code for a protein of 905 amino acids. Gene Ontology annotation, molecular function: ubiquitin protein ligase activity; zinc ion binding. The record is from RefSeq and is a predicted model, not a curated record. NCBI's taxonomy places the organism in Eukaryota, Metazoa, Mollusca, Bivalvia, Ostreida, Ostreidae.